AUGAUUCAUUUUUAUCAUGAAAAUCUAUUUGAAUUAUCCAAUGAAAAUUUAACUGUUCAAUUUAAUUUAUCUAAUGGACAAAUAACAUCAUUUAAUUAUAAAUCCCAAUUAAUAACAAUAGAAAAUGAAACAAGUUUUAUUUUUAUCAAUAAUAUUCGAAUUGAUUGUUCAAAAUUAAUAAAUUUCAAAGAAGAUGUAAAUUCAAUUAAUUUUACUUAUUCUUGUUUAAAUGAAACAAAUUCUCAACUAACUAUAAUCUAUACAUUAAAAUUUCAAUGGGAAUUUCUACAAAUACAAAUUUAUUUUGAAAAUAUUGAUAAUAAAAACAUAACAUCAAUUGAAACAACAUUUACUCUGACGAAUAAAAUAAUUCCAUCUGUUUCGAUUAUUCGAAAUCGACAAGAUUUAAAUAAAGAACAUACUAUUUUCUUACGAACUAAAUUAAAUACAUUAGGAAUAUUUUCUACAUGGCAACAUCCAUUUGGUCAUUAUUCUAUUACAUCAAAUAAUCAAACAGUAAUAAGCUCAUAUCAAAUAGGAAUAAAUAGAUCUUUUUUAAGUGAAGGUUUUCUUAUUGGUUUUUAUCAAUUAUCUUCAUAUUGGCAUAAUAAUGAUAUUAAUUAUGCUGAAAGAGAAGCUUAUGAAAAAGCAACAAGUUUUUUCUAUCCUGUAUCACAACGUAAACAAUCAAUAAAACAUGCAGGUGGCUGGGAUAGUAAUGAUUAUCAAAUAGACAUCUCAACAUUACAUGAUAUUGAUCAAUAUAAACGUUUAAUUGAUCGUUGUGCACAACUUGGAAUAAAUAGUCUAACAUUUGCACCAUCAAAUACAAAUGUAUCAGAUCGUCAAGAGGCCACUGACGAUUGGGACUGGGAAUCUGUUUUAUGGUUAUCAUUAGGUGAGAAAAUUCGUUUAGAACAAUGGAAACCUUAUCAUGAUUCAAUACCUUUAACAAUUCAACAAAUGUUAGAUUAUGCACAAUUAAAACAAAUAAAAUUAGUUCCAUAUGUUUAUCCACCAUUAGGUUAUCGAUCGAAAGGAAAAGAUCAAGCUUGGCUAUUUCCAAGUUCACAUUGUAAAAAUGUUUGUGCAUCUCUAGCAAGUAUAGAAUUUCAACAAUAUUUUUUACAAUUAUUAAUUGAUUUUGCACAAAUUACAGAAUAUAGUCAAUGGCGUGGUUGGCAAUGGAUUCGUACCGAGUUAUUUGUUGCAUUACCAUAUUUAAUUAUGGAUCAUCGUUAUGCAUCACAAUAUGAUGGUCCUUGGUCAUGGAUUACUUUAAAUGGUUAUACAUCACCUUUAUUAAGUGAUGAAAAUCCUGAAACAUAUCCAAUAUUAUAUCCAUCUUUACAUACUGAUAAAAUAUCUGCAGAUUUUAUGCGUCAAGGAAAUGUGGAACUACGUUUGGAACAUUUCGCAUCAAUGAAUUGUAUUCUUGGUUUUAUUGGACAUCAAACAGAACGUUAUUCAUCCAAUGGAAGUUUACCAUGGAUAGAUAAUAAUUUAAGAGAUUUUGAUUUAAUGGGUUUUUCAUAUUCAUUAUUAUCGAAUAUAGCAACAGCUGGUUUAAAUCUUAUUCAUACAUAUAUACCAGCACGUGAUUUACAAGAAUUUUAUUUAUUACCUGAAAAUUUUUUAGAAUUUUGGUCUUAUUGGUUAAAAUAG
This is a messenger RNA of Rotaria sp. Silwood1, 1665 nucleotides long. NCBI's taxonomy places the organism in Eukaryota, Metazoa, Rotifera, Eurotatoria, Philodinida, Philodinidae. The record is from the annotation of a GenBank genome assembly.